Messenger RNA from Schistocerca gregaria, 807 nucleotides. RefSeq names its product tigger transposable element-derived protein 6-like. The transcript has a single exon. NCBI's taxonomy places the organism in Eukaryota, Metazoa, Arthropoda, Insecta, Orthoptera, Acrididae. The record is from RefSeq and is a predicted model, not a curated record. Gene Ontology annotation, molecular function: DNA binding. The coding region runs from base 1 to 807 and encodes 268 amino acids. Gene Ontology annotation, cellular component: nucleus.
AUGGCAAAGAGGAAACUGACAGCUCUAAAUGUACAGUUAAAGCUUAAGAUUCUAAAUGAAGUGGACCAUGGUACCGAGAAAAAAGCAAUUGCACAGCAGUUUGGAAUACCUAAAUCUACUUUAUCCACGAUUAUUAAGAAUCGAGAAAAAAUUAUUCAUGCUGCGGCAUCAGGUUCUGGAAACAAAUCUAAACGAUGUCGUACCGUCAAGUAUGAAAAAAUCGACACGAUACUGCUAGAAUGGUUCAGUCAUAUGCGUGCAUCUAACAUACCUUUAACUGGCCCUGUGAUUCAGUCAAAGGCAAAUGAUAUUGCUAAAGAUAUGAGUAUCAAAGACUUUCGUUGUUCUGCUGGUUGGUUGUCUCGGAUCCAAAGGAGACAAUCAAUUUCAUCUCUACAAAUUUGUGGUGAAGCAAAUGAAGUUGAUGAAGAAAGUGCGAACAACUGGUUGCAUGAGUUCUACCGAGUGCGGGAAAAGUAUGCCUCGUGUGAUGUGUUUAACAUGGCUGAAACUGGAUUUUUCUACAAUCUUUUUCCAAAUCACACCCUGGGGGCAAAAGGAGAUAAGUGUCACGGUGGAGCACGAAGCGAACAACGUGUGACUGUUGUACUGUGCUGUAAUGCUGACGGCAGUGAGAAGUUUCGUCCCUGGAUUAUCGGUAAAUCCGGGAAACCAAGUUGGUUUAAAAACAUAAAUAUGGACACUUUACCUUGCAUCUACUCUCACCACCAAAAAGCUUGGAUCGAUGGCACAUCAUUUGGCAAAUGGAUCUUCGUUUCAACAGGAGACAUGUUCUUCUUACGUUGA